Alternaria burnsii is the source of this 201-nucleotide messenger RNA. RefSeq lists its product as uncharacterized. The record is from RefSeq and is a predicted model, not a curated record. NCBI's taxonomy places the organism in Eukaryota, Fungi, Ascomycota, Dothideomycetes, Pleosporales, Pleosporaceae. The annotation marks the transcript as partial. The transcript is spliced from 3 exons.
AUGCUUGCCCGUUGGGUAACCGUCAAGGUUGCUAGAGACCCGAGAAGUGAUCGACAACCACUAGGUGGCGAUCGCAGUCCAGUACCACCGAACAAGGACCGCGGCCUGCUGCCGCUGGUUCCGUGCGCCGCCGCCGCUGUUGCCGUCCGCACAGCCAACGCCUGUCAAGAAAGUAUCGAUGGACCGGACGCAAACGGAAAA